Drosophila takahashii is the source of this 2877-nucleotide messenger RNA. RefSeq lists its product as uncharacterized. The record is from RefSeq and is a predicted model, not a curated record. Lineage: Eukaryota; Metazoa; Arthropoda; Insecta; Diptera; Drosophilidae.
AUGAACGAAUAUUCGGUUUUAAGAGAACACAUACCAAUUUUAAAUUUAAACUCUUAUUGUAUUAACGAAAUAUUUCUAAAAAUUAAAAAAAACUGUGCUUCCAGUAAUAUCGAGGACGACCUAUUAAAGUACAGCGAUCUUAUUAACUUUGCAAUCAGCUGCGAGAAAUUUACUAAUGCUUUUAGGGAAUGGAGUCCAGAUCUUUAUAAGAAACUUUGUAUCGAGAACACAUUUUUAAGUAUAUCUCCGGGAAUAGAGAUCGAUUUGUCACAUGUUUAUGCCCAUAUGCAUAGCUUGUCAAUUAAUGAAAAUAAGUUAUUCUGGAGUCGUUUUGUACAUCAGAUAAAGGAAAACGAAAAAUUAGAAUCAGUGAAAUUAACCUAUGAACCAACUCGGUUCUACCCCGAACAUUUUGACAAAUUCCAAGAUAUAAUAAAAUGCCUAAAAAACAAGGAUAAGCUGCGUGAGCUCUCUGUUAAAUUAAAAGCAUAUACCUUUGACCCCGUGCCGCAGAUCAAUAAUCUGGAAAUCCUCCAUAUAGAUGCCCGAAUAGAUGCCCAUAUCCUAGUGCAGUUGUGCGCUUUAAAUCCAAACUUGCAACGACUCACGUUGAGCGAAGUAUGUGGCAGAUUGUCCUAUAUAGUGCCACAUUGCAACCGACUGGUUCACCUUACCCUCGCGAUGAAACAAGGAGUAGAUGCCGCGGAGUACGAAACUCUUGCCAAACUGCCGAGACUCAAUGAAUUAAUCCUCCUUGGCGAGCAUCAGGAGGGAUCGCUGCUGAAGCUGUUCAAUGGCUUAAAAGGAAAUAGGAUCCAAAGGAUUUGCAUACCAGAAACCUAUGUGAGUGACGAAGAGGCUAUAGCGCUGGCAUCCAUCACCUGGUUGGUUUCCCUCAAGUGCUGUUUGCGAAAUAAUUCGAUAUAUGCUGACCUACCACUUACUGGAAAUCUCAUAGAUAUUCGUACAUUGGGUCAUCCUAAGCCAUAUGAUCCAGAAUUGGAAAAUGAGAAAGAGGAAGGACGUAUAAAAUUGACUUAUCGGGCAAAUCCACUUUUAAACCAAAUACCUGAUGCGUUUUAUCAAUCAAUGCAAUCCAAGGACCCGAAUCUAAUGUUUCAGGCAAUCAAUCAAGAUUUCGCCAAUUGUUCUCGUCUUCGCUGCGAAUGUUCGUAUAAUACCAGAAUUUUGCGUAAUAUAAUGCAACUAGCGUCAGCAUCUUCACUGUGUUUCAUCGUGGAGGUAGUCCUCUAUAAAAAAGAUCCACUUUCUGAAGAGGAAACUACGAUUAUGGCUUCCAUACCGACGUUGACCACCAUCCGAUGUUCCUUCGCUCAAAUAAAACAGAUGAUCGCGGUGAAAAUUCAGCAGCUGGAGACAAUUACUGAAACUAAAAAUCGAGUGGAUCGAAUCCGAACAAAAUAUUGCGAGAUUCGCUUGGUCCAUGGCCACGAAUCCAUAACUCUCAUCCUGGACUUUUUCGGAAUAUUUUAUGCGAAAUUUCCGAAUUUAUUCGCCCCUCUUGCCAAUAUAAAAAAUAUUAAACGACUUGUGAUAAAGGAAAAACUUAAAGGCGGCUCACUAGUACCGCUUUUCAAAGGUUUCACUUCCUUGGAAACUCAUACUCUGCAAGAAUUGCAAGCUGUAUUUCUUGACCCUGAAGAACUCGAAGAGAUGGUAAAGAUCAGGAGCUUAAGGACGCUUAAAAGCGGUUUCUAUUGUUCCAAAAAUAUGGAAAAACUGGCCGAGCUAAAUCACCUCGAGACGCUACACCUCACUGUUCAUCCACAGGGAUCUCUAGAAGAAUUGUUUAAGCUCCUUGCCUCAAAGAAGAUUCAAGUGCUUAAAAGUCUCAUUAUUGAAAGGACGAAUCUUACUUCCCAAGAGGUAUUAGAGCUUGCUGGCUUAAGAUCCUUGGAGAAUCUUCAGUUUGGUUUGCCGGAUAAAAAAGUUUGGGAACAGUCCUCAGUCAAUAAAACACACAUAAACGUUAGAUAUUGUCAAAAGUGUCGAUUGCCCCCUAGUUCAUCCAUUCAUGUGGAGCAUCAAACUUAUGUUCAUACUUUGUCUUCUGUACCAGAUUUAGAGGCCUCAACUGCUCAAUUUAAUUUUAUUACACAAUUGUACGGCAAUUUAACACCGAUAAACAUGGCGCUUUUGGCCGAUUUACCGAAGAUACGGGAACUGAGUAUUUAUUCCGAUUACAAGCCCCAAACUGUGGAGAACCUAUUGAGGACUAUUGCCAUGCAGGACCCGAAGAGAUUAAGAAAACUCUCAUUUGCAUCGCAAAAUUUCAGGUUGAUAUCCCUUUUUGAAGAAUUACAAUCCCUCGAAUGCGUCGUCUACCACACGAAAGAUAUUGAGUUUACAACACAUCUCAGAAAUCUCACCGAGUUGCAGAUUAAUAAUGCCUUGGGAAUUUUCUUAUGGGAACUCCUCAAGGAACUCAAGGUUUUAUUGAAUCUUCGGUGCUUGCAUUUGGAUAAUACGGAACUGGAAUUUCUAGAAGUAGUAGAAGUAACGAAAAUAAAUUGGUUGACACGUUUAAGACUUGGGCUUAGCGAUAAAAAGUUUAUCUUUAUGCUAAUCCAAUUGAAGAAUUUGGAAGUUCUGGAAAUUUCAUCAACUCAUUACGCAGCAAAAGAUGAUGUCAACUUUAUUUAUUCAUUUCUUGUAGUAUGCAAAAAUAUUCGAUCAAUAUCUCUUUAUCGGUAUUAUGACUUUCUAAGUAAAGAUUAUGUCAAUGGAAUCAUGAACCAUAUAAAGCUUUUUAGGGAUCCUUACAAGCACCCACCAUUCAAAUUGCGAGGAGUGUGGAGUGAUUUUAAAAGACUAAGCCAGGUGAGCUUUACAAUUUCCCGAUAUUGUUUUUCCUAA